Messenger RNA from Erythranthe guttata (spotted monkey flower), 1307 nucleotides. It is a transcript of the gene IAA7, whose product is annotated as indole-3-acetic acid 7. The record is from RefSeq and is a predicted model, not a curated record. Gene Ontology annotation, biological process: regulation of DNA-templated transcription. Gene Ontology annotation, cellular component: nucleus. NCBI's taxonomy places the organism in Eukaryota, Viridiplantae, Streptophyta, Magnoliopsida, Lamiales, Phrymaceae.
CAAACGAUGCGUUGGAACUCAAUCAGCCUAAUGCAAUCAUCGGUAUAUAAACACAUGAAAGUCACACACAGACAUAUAUUGCUUUCUCUUAUGAUAGUAUUACACACAAGCAAUUAAAACACGCACAAACACACCCACAGAAACACGCACUACUUCUUCUCUCUUUCCAACGAAGAAAAAUCCAUAAAUUCAACAGAGAAAAAUCCAUAAAUCCAUAAAUUCGUCGGCAGAUGGAAGUUGUUGGCCGGAAAAUGGCGGGCUUGCACGGCCUCAAUUUCAUGGAGACCGAACUCUGCCUCGGCCUUCCCGGCGGCGGCGGAGGAGAGAGUACUGAUCCGAUAAAAACAACAGGGAAAAGAGGCUUCUCCGAGACCGUUGAUCUGAAACUCAACCUUCAAUCCAACGAACCACCUUCUUCCUCCGAUCUGAUCAAUAUCUCUUCCACAGAGAUCAACGCCAUGCUUCCUCCAAAGGAUCCAAUCAAACCACCUGCCAAGGCACAAGUGGUGGGGUGGCCGCCGGUCCGGUCGUUCAGGAAGAACAUAAUAUCUCAUCAGAAGAGCAGCAGCCCCGCCGAUCAGCAGGACUCCGACAAGGCGGCGGCGGCGUGCAGCGCCGCCUUCGUGAAGGUGUCGAUGGAUGGGGCGCCGUAUCUACGCAAAGUAGACCUGAAGAUGUACGGAGCCUAUCAAGAGCUCUCUGAUGCAUUAGCCAAAAUGUUCAGUUCCUUCACAAUGGGUAAUUAUGGGAGCGAAGGAAUGAUAGAUUUCAUGAAUGAAGGGAAAUUAAUGGAUCUAUUGAACAGUUCUGAAUAUGUUCCCACUUAUGAAGAUAAAGAUGGUGACUGGAUGCUCGUGGGUGAUGUACCAUGGGAGAUGUUUGUUGAUUCAUGCAAGCGCAUUCGAAUCAUGAAAGGAUCGGAAGCAAUUGGACUUGCACCAAGAGCCAUGGAAAAGUGCAAGAGUAGAUGCUAAUCAAAUGAAACCAUGUAAUAAAAUUACUUGGUUUAUGGAGCAGCAAGUUAUUAUUCCUAUCAUAUUCUGCUAGUUUAAUUUGUUUAAUUUUCAUAUUUUUUAAUUAUUAUUUUUCUCCUUUUUUUUUCUUUUCGUGACGACGUGUCUGUAUCUCAUUUGUUAGUAUAUAUAUAGAUAUGAAAGGUGUCAAGACAAAAUUUGUAUUAAUUAGACAAGAAGCAAAUGUACUCAUCUGUUAUUGUCUGGCGCAUGUGUGUGUUAUUAUUAAUUGUAUGUCUAAUUUGGCUUUGUUUAAAUUUAAUAAUAAUCAUCCCAAAACUCUGUUUGUUCUCU